Lytechinus pictus (painted urchin) is the source of this 5120-nucleotide messenger RNA. RefSeq lists its product as uncharacterized. Gene Ontology annotation, biological process: protein O-linked glycosylation via mannose. Gene Ontology annotation, molecular function: glucuronosyltransferase activity; xylosyltransferase activity. Bases 16 to 1812 code for a protein of 598 amino acids. The record is from RefSeq and is a predicted model, not a curated record. The transcript has 16 exons. Lineage: Eukaryota; Metazoa; Echinodermata; Echinoidea; Temnopleuroida; Toxopneustidae.
GAAGACUAGUCUUAGAUGAAAAUGGCUUCGUCCACGGAUACCAAAACAGGGCUUGCUUAUCUUUAUUUUCGUCGUAUUCAUGUCAAAAGAGUGAUUUGGUGCUUGUUCAUCACUCUAACAAUAUCUUUAGUGCUUAUGUACAUGAAUGUUGUGUCUAUUCUAGACAAGGAGAAUAAUGGAAGAGUCUACAAAGAUCUGUUUGAGAGCAGACAGGACCAAAAGUACGAUACUGAAGACCAGGAUGACUUUGGCAACCUGGGUGACCUGCAGGAAAGGUCAACAAACUUGUUAUCGAGUCGGAUCAUCGAAUCGUCAGAGAUAAGCAUUGAUGGUUGGUGGAUGUCUCACGCAAGGUGGGAUUAUGAAGUGGACUGUGAUGCGGGGAGAAGAGGACUUUGUGCAAAGGUUCUUAAAGUAGGAUGCAGCCCAGACAGUGUGAGGUCCAUCUACCAAUUCUUGCCUGUUAAUCCACAUGUCAGGUUAAAAAGACUUCAUUUCUCAGCUCAAAGUGCAUCAACUAAUUUAAAGAGAUUCCCAGAAUCUGGGGGAGCAGCGACAUAUAGUGCAAUAGCUUUGUUGAAAUAUACUGACGAUACUACAGAGAGACUAAGAUUAGAGUUUCCUGCUGGUACGCAUUCAUAUUUGCCAGCAAAAAUAAAUAAGACGCUGGCAACAGAGAAGCAAGUAGAAAGCAUCACAGUUAUGCUCUGUUGCUAUGGUUACGAAGGCCAAAUCAAGUUUAGUGAUAUACAACUCCAUGCAUUUAGUGACAUUCCUUCAUCACACACCCCUCUGACCCGAGAUGAAAUGGUUGUUCCCUGCACUCGGAGAAAGCCUGCAUUCCUUCCCAAGAAACCCUCAUAUCGUACUGAGCAUGUCUUGACAGCCGACAACAUGCAGAUUCCCUUUGAUGAUGUGACCCUCAUCACCCAUGCCUCACUGGAUCGCAUCGAUGGUGUAUUGAGGAUGCUGAACAGCUGGGAUGCUCCUUGUUCCAUCUCCCUCUACCUCCCAAUCAAAGCGGAUGAACGAGAUGAAGAUAUCGAGUGGAAAAAGAUUUAUGUGUUUAAAAAGAUGAGAAUUUUACAAACGAGAGCCGACAUAGACCUCACGCUGGUGUAUUCCAAUACAAUGGAUGACGUGUACCCCAUCAAUUACAUGAGGAAUGUUGCAGUAAGCCAAGCAAAGACCAAAUAUAUUUUGUUAUUAGAUGCAGAUUUCUUACCAUCCCCAACCCUCCAUAAACACUUCUUGGAUGUCAUGGCGAUGUGGCAGGUCUCAGAGCAAAGAGACCAGAAGACAGCGUUUGUUGUUCCAGCAUUUGAUUAUAUUGAAGAAAAACAGGACCAAGCUGGUCUACCUCGUACCAAAGAUGAACUUAUAAGCCUCAUGAAACAAGAUCUGCCAGCUGUUUCUAUUUUCCGUUUCUAUGAAUCUCCUCUGUCGCAUCAACCAACAAACUAUGUACAGUGGUACAUGGCAAAUGAGCCUUACAAGAUAUCUUAUUAUGAAGAUAAAUAUGAACCUUAUCUUAUCUUGCAGAAAUCUGGGAUGCCUAUGUAUGAUGAGAGGUUUACUGGGUAUGGUAUGAAUAAGAUCACUCACAUCUUGGAGCUUCAUGCAGCAGGAUAUGACUUUGUAGUCCUCCCAGACGCAUGGGUGAUCCACAUCCCUCACCUGAUGUCAACCCAGAACUCUCGCUUCCUUAGCGAUCCAAUCAGCAGAUUGACCAAUCGUGUGACUCGCCUUGAGUUUGUAUCCGAUGUCAUGAGGAAGUACCAGAUAGGGGCAUGCAAGGGAUCACCGACAUAGCAAGCAGUGUAUGGGACUGAUUUCAGUCCAUCACGAAUGACAGCAGCUGGGCCUGAAAGAUGAUUUGAAACACCUAUCCCAGCACAAACGGCAGUUUGUGGGACUGCAAAGAAUGCUGAAAUAAAGUAUUAUGGUUUUUCUCAUUCAAGUGUGUGAUUUCAUUAGCAAGCUGAUGUGAGUUGUAACCAAGAGUUUUUAGGUUUUUUUUUUUUUUUUUCAUUUUUAAUCAGGUAUGUUGGAAAAUUUUCCAAACAGUAAUGUCAGCUGAAUGGCCACCAAAAAAAAUGUGUAACUCUUCAUUGUAUUGAAGUUUGAGUUUAUUUUGACAAAAAGUUGAUUUGAAUAAUUAAAAAAAAAAUUAGAAUACCUGGCAAAUGUCAUCAGAAUCAGAUGAAAAAUACAAAAGUUAUGACCAUUAAGUUUUGCUGAAUUUCUCAACAGUUGUACGCAAAACAUAUAUAUGAGAGAGUCGAUGGUGUCAAUUAUUAUUAUUCUGAAAUUUCUGAUAUUUUCAUUUUUGUGGAGUUGGAUAAUAAAGAAGUUCUUGAUCUAUGAGUUAUAAUUAUGGGGUUACAGAUUAAUUAAACCAUCUUUUACAUUUAACAGGAGUUCAAAAAAUGAAAAAAAAAUACAUUUCAUCUUAUAAAUAACAAAAAAUAGGUUUGUGAUGUCAUUUACAUAGCACCAUUGUUAUGCAUAUCUCUCUUUUGUGAAAUGAAGCAAAAAAGUGAAAUUCCAUAACUUUCUUAUUUUACAUUCAAUUUUGAUGAGAUUUAAUAGCAAUGAGUAGUACACUUCUUUUUCCCCUUUUUAUUCAAAUCAACUUGUUGUUAGAGUGGACUUUGCCUUUGAAUAUGAUUUUGUUACUCACUUGACUCUACAGACAUAGUUUUUCCCUUGCUCAAUGUAUAUUCUCAUCAUUAUUUCAUCUAAUGUAAAAUUUAUGUGCAUUUUAUUUAAACCCCACCGUAGUUUAUUGUUUACAAGUCAAAUGCAUUUUACAGGUAUAUUAUUUCAUGAAAUAUCUUGCCUGCUAUAUUUAUUCUGUUCUGGGAGUUUGAUGAGACUCCUUGGUUUUUAUCUGUUUAUUUUUAUGUAUUCGUAUUACAUAAGUAAUUUCUUUUGGUGCAUGCUAUUUGCUUUUUAAGGUGCUUGCAUAUAAAUUAUAACCUGAAAAUUUGGGGAUAUGAUAUUUAACAGUUUCUUUUAUUCAUUUAGGGCAUUUGGUACAGAUCCACUACUUUAUGUUACAACUCCUGCAAGUUCUUGGUAAUAAAAGUUAUAAUUUUCCCAUCUAGAACGCUGUUUUAUAGACAUCGUAGUUUUUUUCCAACUCUAUUUAUUUAUAUUUUAGUAUAAUUUUUUUUUCUAAUUUUCAAUGAAAUUCAAAGCUUCCCCUACAUACAACUCAUUAAUUUGUAUUUUAAUUGUGCAAUAUGUUCAGUACAAAAAAGACCUCUUGUGGGAAAUAGAAGUAAUGUGAUCAUUCCUUCUAUCCAUCAGACCUGUCUUUAUAUAUGGAAUACAUCUAUGCCACAUGGAAGAUCAUUCUUGCAUUAGAUCUUAACCCUAUGAACACUUUUCUUUUUCUCGUUUUGCAGAUUUACUCUCUUAUACUCCUUCACAAUGGAAACUUACAACCAUUUACCAAAACUAUGAUAAUAGAUACCUCUAUAUAUCAUAUACUGUAUAUGUUUUGUAUAAUUAUAUUUGAUAUAUAAAUACUGUAUUAUAAAAAUCAAGUAUGAAAAUUGAAUAAUUGAGAAAUUUAAUAAUCAAUGUUUUAUCUCUGCCUGAUAAGUUAACAAGAAAAAUGCACUCUUUACCAAAGGUAUUUGAAUAUUUUGACAUGGUGAUUUCUUAUCAGAAAACUUGCCUUUUUUCAUUAAUGUGGCCUAUUUUCCUGUAUUUUUAACAAUAAACCCCUAUAUAUAUGUUAGUAGAGAAGGAAGUAUUUGUAAUGGUAAUGAAGGCCCUGUGUCUGUUUCACACUCAUUCUCUUAAAAUUGUGAAAUAUUAUUUUACAACCAUAAAAUUAUGAAACAUGAUCAUGUAUUAGUUAUUGUAUUAUGUACCGGUAUGUAUAUAUAUUUUUUAAAUCUAUGUUCAAUUAUCUUUAUAUUCUUGCCUCUUUCUCGUUAUAUCAUAAUCAUUUCAUAGUAUUUAUUUACCAUGGGAGAUAUGAUGUAUAUUGAGUAUACUCCCUGGUAUACACUUCUUCUGCUUUUGAGAAGAAGGUAUUAUGGCUGAAUUCUGCAUUAUUUGCAUUAAUGAUGAUGAAAAUAACCCACUUUUAUACAAUGGUAUAUUAAACUUUAAAGUACAUUUGAAAAGAAAUGUUACGCCGUGCAGUGGGUACCUUUGACUAUUCUGAAGAUGUAUAACAAUGUAUGUUUUUCAUCACUAUUGUCAUCAUCAUCAUUACCAUCGUCAUCAUCUCGAAGCUCUUGAUAUACAUGUAUAUAUUUAUCAGCAAAUAAUGGGUGAAAAGGUAUGUUGUAGCAGAUAAAUGAUGCAUGUGACAUCUAUCAGAGGCGUGACAGUUCAGCUUUUGAGCUGAUAUUUUUUAAAUUUUGCUCUGUUUUCUUUUGAUUUUCAUAUUAAUUUCAGCUUAAUUUAGCUUUAAAUCCUCUUUACAUAAGUAUGGGAGCUCUUUCAAUUCCAGCUUUUUUCAACCGUCUUAAGGCGAUUCCAUACAUGUCGUACGGGACAUUUUGACAAAAAUUUCUAGUUCCUUAGAUGAAUGCUUGAACAAUAACUUUUUUUUGUCAAUGAUAAAGCUAUAGUGGGUAGUUAUUUGAAAAACUGAUAACUGACACAAAAAAGCUUGAUUAUGGGUGAAUUAUAGGUGAAAAUGUAGUGUUGUACGGUACGACAUGCAACAUUUUCACCUCUAAUUCACCCAUGGACAACAUUUUUUGUUGGUUGUCAUAUUUUUACAUGACUACCCAGUAGCACUGUAUUAUUACCACAAAAAAAUGAAGUUCCUUGUUUCUUUGGACAGCAGGUUUAAAAAUGUUGUGAAAAUGACUGAUUUUUCUAGCAUGGAAUCACCCCUAAGCUUUUUUCAGCUCUUGUAUAUGAUCACUCACACCCCUGUUUUACAUGUAAAUCUUUGAUCGCAAAUGCCAUUGAGUGUGAGAGAGGUUAUCCUUUGAAAUAAUUCUCUUGCUCUAUGAUUCUACCUUGAACUGGGUAACUGGAAAUAUGACACCAAAGCAUUAUAGUAUUCUCUUCAGCAUAAGAUUUAUGAUUAAGUAAUGGCAUGUACAUUUUUCUAACAAAAAAAAUCUGUUAUCAACUAUUUC